UUUUCCCGCCACACAAACACAUGUACCCUUGUUUUGACUGAUACGUGUUGUCGGACGGGCAUCUUACGUUUGUUUGAUCUCCGAAUCUGAACAAUGUGGAUUCAAGUCAGGAGCUUCGAUGGGAAGGUUUCUAUGCAAGUUGACAACUUGUCAAAGUUGACGAAAAUCGAAGAUUUGCGAGAGCGACUUAUUGAAAAAUUCAAUGCUCCAGCUGAUCGACAGCGUUUGUUCUACAGAGGGAAACAGCUGGCAGAUGGUCAUUCACUGUUUGACUACAAUGUUGGCCUAAAUGACCUGAUUCAGAUCCUGGUAAGACAGGAUGUGCCGUCGGAGAAAGCAAAACCUACAGUUAAUGGCUACAACAGUGGCGGAGAGGAGAGUUCUGCAUCUGACAAGGAAAACAAAAGGCCUGUGACACCAGAGACAGUUGUUGCUACAACAUCAAGUGAAGAAACUGGAGAAGAUUUAAAGUCUACUUACAAGAUUGGAGACAUCAUUGAUGCAAGAGACAUUUCUGUAGGGGCUUGGUUUGAGGCUAAAAUUGUUAAAGUUGUGGUAGACACUGGGAAAAAGGCAGAAAGAGUAGCUGAACCUAACAAUAAUGAAGAUCCACAAAGUGGAGCUGAACCUAACAAUAAUGAUAAACCACUGAGUGGAAAACUGACAGAAUCUAGUGCUACAACAGGCAGUAGUCAGGACAACAAAGACACUGACAGUGGUGCCAAUUCCAUGGAGAUUGAUGGCGGUAGUGAGAUAAUAGACAAAGUGAAAACGGAGAAAAACUUUGAGGAAAUUGACAAUUUAAACGAUGGUUUUAUUUACCAUGUUGUUUUUGAAGGAUAUGAAGACACAGAUGCAGAAGAACUUGCAUGUGAAAGAAUCCGUCCCCGUGCAAAGACAGUUUUCAAACUUUCAGAGAUUAAAGAAGGACAAAAGGUCAUGAUCAAUUACAAUGUAGAUGAUCCUGACCAGCGUGGCUUUUGGUAUGAUGCAAUAGUUACUAAGAAACAGGAUACAAGAACAAUCAAAAAACUUUUAGCAACAGUUUUCAUUGGACCGGACCUGAUGCCCCUUGAUGACUGUGACAUUCUGUUUUUAAAUGAAAUAUUUGGAAUUGAAAUAGCUGGUACACAACUGAACGUUGAAGAUGUUGCUAAAGAUCCGUCACAAUCACCUGUCAAACGUCAGAACAAGCCAGAGUGCAGUCACUGUAUGGACAACCCACGGAGGAAGUGUAAACACUGUGCAUGUUGUGUGUGUGGUGGUAAGAAUGACCCCGACAAACAGAUUCUGUGUGAUGAGUGUGACCAGGCCUACCAUCUCCAGUGUAUGAAUCCUGCACUCGACAGCAUUCCUGAGGAUGAUGAGUGGUACUGUCCAGAUUGUAAGACAGAUAGUGACGCGAUUGUGAAAGCAGGCGAGAAGUUAAAAGAAAGUAAAAAGAAAUCAAGGAUGGCAUCGUCGACAAACUCCACGAGUCGUGACUGGGGCAGGGGAAUGGCUUGUGUUGGUCGUCAGAAUGUUUGUACAGUUGUUCCGGCAAACCACUUCGGCUCAAUUCCUGGUAUAGAGGUCGGCACCUUGUGGAAGUUUCGGGUUCAGGUGAGCGAGGAUGGAGUACACAGGCCACAUGUGGCUGGUAUCCAUGGACGCGAGGAUGCCGGGGCAUUUUCUAUUGUGCUGUCCGGAGGCUAUGAAGAUGACAAGGAUGAUGGAGAACAAUUCACAUACACAGGAAGUGGAGGUCGUGAUCUGUCAGGAAACAAGCGUACUGCAGAACAGUCAUGUGAUCAGGUUCUGACACGUACGAAUAAAGCUCUGGCCAAGAACUGCAAUGCCACGAUAGAUAACAAGAAAGGCGCCUGCUCAGAAGAAUGGAAGAAGGGGAAGCCAGUGCGUGUAGUGCGCAAUUGUAAGGGAAGGAAACACUCAAAAUACGCCCCAGAGGAGGGUAACCGUUACGAUGGCAUCUACAAGAUUUCCAAAUACUGGCCAGAGAAGGGAAAGUCUGGUUUCCUCGUUUGGAGAUACUUGUUCAAGAGGGAUGACCCCACACCAGCUCCCUGGACCAAAGCUGGCAAGAAACGUAUUGAAGAACUUGGCCUUGAAAUGCAGUACCCAGCAGGCUAUUUAGAAGCCAUGGCAAAGAAAGAAGAAGAGGAGGAAACAUCAAGUGGUGCAGCAGGAAAGAAGAGGAAAGGGAAAAGGAAACGAACAGACUCUGACUCCUCAUCAGGUGGCACGCCGGAGAAAAAACAGAAGGUGGCUAAAUACACAAUAAAUCCUGCCCAGAAAAAACUCAUCAAACAGGACGAAAUUAACAAGAAACUGUGGGAGGAUGCUAUGUUACUCACUAAGGAAGGGGGACAGAAGUUUCUGGGGAAGGUGGAGGAGCUAUUUAACUGUAUCUGUUGUCAGGAGGUUGUGUUCAAACCUGUCACCACUGUCUGCAACCAUACUAUCUGUAAGCCGUGUCUGACGAGGUCGUUCAAGGCCGAAGUGUACAACUGUCCCAUGUGUCGAACUGACCUGAAGCAGGAAGAAGAUGAACUCAAAGUGAACAAAACCCUUCAGACAAUCUUACAGAAUUUCUUUCCUGGCUAUGAGGCAGGCAGAUAGACCAAACUAAAGUUUAAUAUCACAUUAUAUUUUGUUGUUAUGUCAUAAUCUUGACACAAUAUCUCGCCCCAGAUACAAGGCAGAUAAUGAUCAAAACAUCGCAUAUCCAAUAUACGUCUCUGUUCUGGACAUUAGGUUGGAAGGAAGAUCAAAUUCAUUGAGACUAUUUUUUUUCUCCUCAAAUAAU
Molecule: messenger RNA, 2806 nt
Organism: Mizuhopecten yessoensis (Yesso scallop)
Lineage: Eukaryota; Metazoa; Mollusca; Bivalvia; Pectinida; Pectinidae
Product: E3 ubiquitin-protein ligase UHRF1-like
Exons: 17
Coding region: 94-2619 (841 amino acids)
Biological process (GO): protein ubiquitination; negative regulation of gene expression via chromosomal CpG island methylation
Molecular function (GO): ubiquitin protein ligase activity; protein binding
Source: RefSeq, a predicted model, not a curated record